AUUCUUGUAAUUAAGUUUGAGCUACCAAUUAGCAAAAUUCUACAAGCUAAAAUAAACUGCAAACUUAAGCUAUAUUGCAUGAUUUUAAAUAAAUUGCAAUCUGACAAAGCUCAGUUACAUCAGAAUAAUAUUAAAAUAUCUAAUUUAGAUAGUGAAAAUAAUCAGAGUUUUUUCAAAGAUACAGAAGAAUUUUUAAAAAAUAUAGAAAUAGAGGAAUUUUUGGAUAAGGAAUUAGAUAAUGAACUUAUAG
This is a messenger RNA of Scutellospora calospora, 250 nucleotides long. Lineage: Eukaryota; Fungi; Glomeromycota; Glomeromycetes; Diversisporales; Gigasporaceae. The record is from the annotation of a GenBank genome assembly.